UCCGCGCAUGCGUGUAGGCUUCAGAGGGCAAAGUUCAUGUGACUCAUCGGCCGAGAAAAUUUUUUCCAACCGUGUUUCUGCGUCUUACGUAACUUUUACAGCCUUAAUAACGAUUCCCAGCGGGUCUUAAGCGACACAAAGACGUGAGUAGAGGAUGGAAGGUGACCGUGAGAGCGGGAAGAAGGCGGGAGAGCGGCCGCGGAAGGAGAGCGAGCGGGCCUGCGUGCUGUGCUGCGGGGAGACGGAGAUUCUGGCGGUGGGCGAGUGCGACCAUCCCGUGUGUUGGAAGUGUUCCACCCGGAUGAGAGUGCUCUGUCAGCAAAACUACUGCGCUGUCUGCAGGAAAGAUCUAGACAAGGUGGUGUUCACUACUAGAAGACAGGCGUUUGCCUCUAUUUCAACGGAACACUUGCGUUUGGAGAGGAAACACGGGAUUUACUUCGCCGAAAAUGUCACACAGAAGCGAUACAGAGAACUCCUGGAGCACACGUGUAAAGAGUGUCCUGAGAAGCCAACCUUCCGAACCUUCGCUCAGCUCAACAAACACAUGCGGAAACAACAUGAACUCUUCUACUGUGAUCUCUGCAGCGAACACCUCCAGAUCUUCUCGUUUGAGCGUAAGACCUACAGCAGGAAGGAGCUGGCUGAGCACCGGCGUAUCGGUGAUAAGGACGAGAAGUCGUACCGUGGACACCCUCUGUGUGAGUUCUGCGACGAGCGGUACGUGGACAACGACAGUCUGCUCAGACACCUGCGUACAGACCACUACUACUGCCACGUGUGUGACGCGGGCGGGAGUAACCAGUAUUACAGUGACUAUGACGUGCUGCGUAACCACUUCCGUGACGCCCACUUCCUGUGUGAGGAGGACGAGUGUCGGGAGGAGAAGUUCACGUCGGUGUUCCCCACAAACAUCGACCUGAAGGCUCACCAGGCCGCCGUGCACCUGAAGAAGCUCAGCAAGGCUCAGGCUCGCCAGGCCAGGCAGCUGGACAUGAACUUCCAACUGGUGCCCAGGCAGAGCGGCUUCACUGGCAGGGGAAGAGGUAUGGUGAAUAGAGAAGACUAUGAGGAUGUGGGUUCUAACCAGCACCCAGGCAGGAGAAACAGGAAAGGACAAGGACAACAAGAAAGGGAACAGGCAGCAAGGGAAAAGGCCAUGCUUGCGGCAGCGUUGAAGGCCUCUGUGCAGUACGAGUCCGAAAAUCGCAAGGAAGACCGGGAAGAGGACCGCUCCGUCGCCCCCGCCGUCAAACCGGAUGACUUUCCUUCCCUCGGAGAAGUGGCGGGUUCCCUGUUCGAUAAACCGGAGGACUUUCCUUCGCUCAAAGCUGUAGCGAGCAGUCUGACUUCGCAGCAGACCAGCCAGAGUGGUGCAGCGUCUGCACAGCAGAGUAUGGCCAUGAGGGUCGGACACAACUUCAGAAGGUCUGUGAAGAACGGGACUUUAAACGAAGAGGAUUUUCCCGAGCUUGGUGCCAACCAGAAAAAGACGAACCCCGUAGCACCACUAGCAGGCCGGUGGACAGGGUCUGAGUCAACAUCUGGGAUGUCAGCUAGCCAACGGCUUGCCCAAGACUUUCCUCCUCUACAGACUCUCAAAAAACAGAGCAAUCCCAUCCAGGCAGCUGUACCCAAAAGACCGCAGCCCUCAGGAAACGUGAACCAGAGUAAAACUACUAAAACUGCCCCGAAACACGGUCCACAAGAGGAGGAGUACCCAGCUUUACCAGCAAACUACGUUCCCUGGAGCAAAGUACAGGUCGUGCCGACACAAGAUAAAGAGAACGUGAACAGAAGAGCUGUUUCUCAGGCACCGCCAACGCAAGACGACUUUCCCGCGUUAGCCCCCGCUGCAAAAACUUCUCUGCAGUGGACAAAGAAACCAAAACAGACUAAACCACAAGUAGUUUCGAAGUGGUCCACUUUAGCUAAUGAGGAACCAGUGGACAAAAGUAAGGGUUCUGAAAGACAGAAAGCUGAAAAGAAGGUGUCAGAAGGACAAAAAGCUGAAAAGAAGGUGUCAGAAGAUACGGCUAAUAAGAAAAAGAAGAAGAAGAGGAAGAAGAAUAAAGGUGGUGGAAGUGGAGAGGAUGAUGAGAAGGGGAAGGUAGAGAGUUUGAAUGACGUUGCAAACAGUUUGAAACAAGUUGAUGAUGCUGCUGCUACUUUGGUGGCACAGAAUGGAGAUGGCCUGAAGAAUGACACAACAGAGCAAGCGAAGAAUAACUGCAUGGAGCCAACCACUCUGCUAUCUGAAGACAAUACGCAAGGGGACGGUAACGAUAUAAAUGUACAAGGAGACAGUGAUAAGGAAGUUGAUGUCCCUUCGUUUACCGACGCCCCGUCGUUUAGUGAUGCGGACUUCCCCAGUCUUGGCUCUGACGUUUCAAGUGCCUACUUCAGCACAGCACUACCUAAGGAAAUCUUGCCGCCUGGUUUAGGGAAACCACCUGUUCAAGCGGCAGGACCGCCUCCGGGUCUGUCCCAGCUUGCAGACUCCCUCGUCCAGGGGCCACCUAUCACAAAAGCUCCCCCAGGGUUCCAACCGUACACCGCCCCAGAACCCCUUGCCCCUGCCCCCCUCCCCCUUCCCGCAGUCGAUCCCGGGCCGUACAUCCAGCCAGACAAUUUCCAGCAGCGUAAUCAGCAGCUCAUGUCGUCCAUCAUGGAGUGUCUGAAGGAGAACAACAACAUCGGGCAGUUCAAGGACUUCUCCCGGAGGUUCCGUCAGGGCGCGCUGCCGGCGGCCGAGUACUACACCAUCUGCUGCAAACUCUUCCAGAAAAGCUUCUCCGCCAUCUUCGUGGAACUUCUCGUGCUGCUGCCGGACGCGCGCAAGCAGCAAGAACUGUGGCAGGCGGUCACGGCGAGCGGUCAGCAAAGUUGCGACAUCAGUUCGCAGUGUUUGUCUUGUCCGACUUGUCUUCAGAUCGUGAAGAACAGUGACUUCAGUACACACACUCAGAAACAUAGCCUUGAUAAUGACUUCCCCGCCCUGUCCUCUGUUCUACCUCCUCCAGGUCUGAUUCAGGACUUCCCGUCUCUUGGAGAACCAUUUGGCACAAAGAAAACUUCAGCAUGGAAGAAAAUGUAACUUGUUUGUUCCUUCUGUAGAUACUGCAGUAAUACUAGGCUUAUUUGUUGAAUAAAGAGAAUGAAAUUAGACUGCUUAAAAAGAGGGAGACUGUGAAGAUACAAAGAAGCUUUUUGAUGCAACAAAAAAUACAGCAACUUUCGUACAGUCAACAACAAACUACAUAUAGAAAUACAAAGUAAAUCUUAGAAAACAUAUUUACUAGUCAGAGUGAUAUAUGCAAUACUUUGUCAACCCAGCUGUUCUGCAUAAUAGAAUGUUCAAAGAUAUUUAGCACCUUUAGUGAGGGAGGCUUGCUAUUCGAAAUUAUUGAUAGAAAUAUAGAUUUUUCCACAUUGUGUUUGAAGACUAUCCUUUCUUGCUUCUGCUUUCAAAGUUAGACAAAACCUAGCUAAUCUGUUAUGUUAAGCCUUAUGUCAAAGGCCUUUUCGUUUAAAACUAUUGUUAUGAGUGAGCCCAGAAUGCUUCCUUGUGGUACACAAAUAUAGAUAACAGCAACAAAUGCCAUCACCAAAAACUUGUAAAAAUUACAACAGGGAAAACAAAAUACUAUCGGAUAUUGUAGUUUCUGAAGGAAUUUAAAACUUGCAUUCUGCCAACUUGUGUUCGCUUUCUGUGAUUAUCACGAUUGAACAAUAAACUGAGUAAUGGA
This is a messenger RNA of Branchiostoma belcheri (Belcher's lancelet), 3749 nucleotides long. RefSeq names its product zinc finger protein 598-like. Lineage: Eukaryota; Metazoa; Chordata; Leptocardii; Amphioxiformes; Branchiostomatidae. The record is from RefSeq and is a predicted model, not a curated record. Gene Ontology annotation, molecular function: ubiquitin protein ligase activity; ribosome binding. Gene Ontology annotation, biological process: protein ubiquitination; rescue of stalled cytosolic ribosome.